This is a messenger RNA of Bactrocera dorsalis (oriental fruit fly), 1296 nucleotides long. RefSeq names its product probable 39S ribosomal protein L45, mitochondrial (gene mRpL45). The coding region runs from base 139 to 1209 and encodes 356 amino acids. NCBI's taxonomy places the organism in Eukaryota, Metazoa, Arthropoda, Insecta, Diptera, Tephritidae. The record is from RefSeq and is a predicted model, not a curated record. The transcript is spliced from 2 exons. Gene Ontology annotation, cellular component: mitochondrion.
UUUUGACGUUGAUAUCUUGUCCAAAAGUCGAAUGUGAAUUGGAAUUGGACGUGAAGCAUAUAAUUGGUGUUGUGCAGUUAAUUUUCUUGAAUAAAAGUUCUUUUAAAUUUAUUAUACCAACGUUGAAAUAACUAUAUAAUGGAGCUCGCAGCCUCAGCACGUUGUGGUAUUAAAAUGUUGCAGCUUGUACAACCUCCGGCUAUGCAAGCAUUAUUGCAAAUGCAGUCUCAGCAGUUGCGUCACAGGCAAACGAAACACUGGAAUCCGAAAUUCAAAAAGUUGCGUGCACAAAAAUUUGUUAAGUUGGAUUUACCUAAUUUUCAUGAGAAACCUGGUGAUUUGACGCAAGAAGAAAUACGCAGCCGUUUAAAGGAACGUGGUGUGCUACCACCUCGUCCUUGGCUCGAGCGUCCAUUCCAUAUUAGUUGCACCGGCGGUAUUUUUGAAGCUUACGUACCGCCAGAGGGUGAUGGCAAAAAGUCCUUCAUUUCUUCAGUGGGUGCCAAACAAAAGCUUGAAUUUCUCGAAAAGAAAUCGAAAAGUGUUAUGGCAGUACGUAAAAUACGCUCAUAUGAAGAAGAAUUCAGCACUGAUGACUUUGCUAGUGAAGCGCAGGAUAUUUAUAUAGCAGCGCAUAAUCAAAUGGCAGCGAAAAAUAAACAUCAGCUACGUGAAUUCGUAACCGAACGUUGUUAUCCAGAAAUGAUGCAUAAUGUACGUGAUAAGACCAUUCAUUGGCGUUUCUUACAAUCGCUGGAACCACCACGUCUAGUGCAUGCUCGUGUUACUGAUAUCGUUAGCAAAGAAAAUUUAUACGCACAAGUUACGGUGCGUUUUCAUACACAGCAAAUGCUGGCGAUUUACGAUCGCUUUGGCCGUUUGAUGCAUGGUAGCGAAAUAUUAGCUAAGGAUGUACUGGAAUAUGUAGUGUUUGAAAAGCAUAUCUCCAAUGAAUAUGGCAAGUGGCGUUUACACGAUAAAAUCAUACCAGAUUGGUUGCCAGCAAAGGAACCGGCACCAAUUACCUAUCGCGUAAUUGAAGAACCCGAAGAGGCAAUGGAACUUCUUGCUGAAGGUGAUAAGAAAUUAGAAGCAGGUGCCGAAAAACAAAAUCCAGAGCAUUUGGAUAAUAUUGAAUCGGGCGCGGCUGUAGAGGCUGUAAACGAAAACAAAGCGGCUAAAUCGACGACGGCAAGUCCGUCCAUUUGAUUGUACUAUUUGUUGGCAGGUUUAAGAAUCAAAAUGUUGGAUUAUCGAAAAAUACAAUAAAAGUGGUUACUAUACUAAAAUAAUGUA